UUUUUCAGUAACGAUGUUUUUGACCAUUUCAACCCUCUUGUUCUGCUUUGGAUGUGCUCUUGUGCUUGCUAUCACUCCAUCUAGUAUCAUCUGUAAUCCACAGCUAGACAACUAGACAGCUGAUGGUAACGUUGGGCAACAUCUGUCCAUAACUGCUCUUCCGCAAACAUAGCGUUGCCUGGGUGUAUUCACCGCUCAAGAACGGUGAAUGUUACGGGUGUUGGGCUGAAGGUUAGAUACGUGCAUAUAUCAACGCGCACCAUGGAUGAUAGUCAAGAGAUUCGUGCAUCUUACUUUGUCCCAUGUCUACUGUGAUGACGUGGUUCAAGGGCAUGCUAUGAAUGAGGAGGCAUUUACCAUGACUGAAACGGUGUGGGUGUUCCUAAUCAAUCACAGUAGGACCCAGAGGCUGAGCGUCCUUGUCUCAAGAACAUCACGCUCGAAGUGGAUGAUCAGGAUGAUCAGAGAACACAUGCUUAUGUCUCGGUUUCAAGCAUGUGAGCCCAGGCCUCGAUGCGGGAAGCGUGGUGAGGGCGCUCUGAUUCGUCCGCGCGCACCCACCACCCUUGGUGUACGUGACCAGACCAGGCUCAUGACGAGGCCAGGAACAAGGACCCUUUAUCCUCGCCUUGCCAUCAAAAUAUUAUCUGUAACCCUUCUUCUUCGUGUUUUCCUUCAUCUUCUCUCCUACAAUUCGUUCCCCGCAAUCUUCUCCCCGCGUUCGUUCCAACCCCGAUCAACGCUUAGACGUCAUCAACGUGGCCGUGCGCCGGACGUCUCCAAGCCAGCCUCUUUGCACCGUGUCAGCUCGUAGGCUCAAACCCUAAUCUUAUCUCCAAGUGCCUUUGCGAUCAUCCGCGGGCGAGAAGGAUUACAAGCUUUGGUCUUGUGCUGUGCUAGAGUUCUAAAGCCCACCCUCGUUCUACCUUCCGGUCCAGCCACUUAGACACCAACUUCUGGAUCAAGAGUGAGACCGGGACGGGCCUUGGGAUAUCCACUUCAGCGCGUCCGUUUCCAGCACUGGUCAACGCAUGACACGAGCGUGAGCAGUGAGCCCAGGAGACACAUUUCGCAAGAG
Molecule: messenger RNA, 1078 nt
Organism: Dothidotthia symphoricarpi CBS 119687
Lineage: Eukaryota; Fungi; Ascomycota; Dothideomycetes; Pleosporales; Dothidotthiaceae
Exons: 1
Coding region: 266-814 (182 amino acids)
Source: RefSeq, a predicted model, not a curated record